AUGGAGGAUCCAGACAACAAGCCUCUGGCAACCGACACCUUUGUCGCGCCCUCGUCUACUCGCGACGAUGGACCAAGCAAAGCUGACGUGCUUGUUAUCGGCGAGACUCGCAACAUCACUCUCGCUGAGCAUGAAACUAGCUUCUGGGCUGCUGUCCAUCAAUGGCCGACUGCGGUCUUCUGGUCUUUCUUCUUCUGCAUUGCCGUUGUGAUGGCCGGGUUUGAUGCGCAAAUCAUCACGUCGUUUUUUGCGUUGCCUGCGUUUCAACAGAAAUUCGGACACUUGUACAAGGGGUCGUACAUUCUGUCGGCUGAAUGGCAGAUGGCUUUGAAUAUGGGAAAUCCUAUCGGACAGGUGCUCGGCGCCCUGGCUUGCGGCUGGCCGUUGGAAAAGCUCGGUCGACGCUUGACCCUGGCAUUGUGCUGCGUAUGGUCGAUCUGCUUCGUGUUUGUCCAGUUUUUCGCAAACUCCAUCGGGAUGCUGUGCGCUGGAGAAAUUCUUGGUGGUCUCGCCUACGGCUUCUAUGUCGUGAUCGCCCCUACUUACGCUUCUGAAAUAUGCCCGCUUGCUCUGCGUGGUGUGCUGACAGCCUCUGUCAAUCUGGCCUUUGUCAUUGGGCAAUUCAUCGCGCAAGGUGUGGCUGCUGGUCUCGAAAGUCGACUGGACGACUGGGCAUGGAAAGCACCUUUUGCGAUCCAAUGGGUAUGGCCAGUAGUUCUUCUCGCCGGAUUGCUCUUCGCACCUGAAAGUCCAUACUGGUUAGUGAGAAAGAACAGGCGUGAAGAUGCUCACAAGGCCUUGGUGCGAUUGUCGUCGAAGAAGAACCGGCCGGAUAUUGAAGGCAUGCUCGUCAUGAUUGAGCAGACCGACUUGCUCGAACGAGAGAUCGAAGCCACGACAACCUAUUGGGAUUGCUUCAAGCGCGCCAAUCUCUUCCGAACGGAAAUUUCGAUUAUGGUCUAUCUGAUCCAGGUCAUUGGCGGCAACCCCUUGAUUGCAUAUGCCACACUUUUCUUUGAAAUGGCCGGGUUGGACUCAGCCCAAUCAUUCAACAUGGGCGUUGGCAACACCGCGCUCGGAUUUGUUGGCACCUGUCUUUCGUGGCCAUUGAUGCUGCACUUCGGUCGUCGCACUAUUUAUAGCUCGGGCAUGGUCUUGAUGACUAUUAUCCUCUUUAUCAUCGGAUUUCUCGAUAUUGGUCGCAACAACACCAGUGUCGUCUGGGCUCAAGCGUCACUGAUGGAUAUCUGGACCUUCAUCUACCAAACCACGGUCGGCCCGAUUUGUUUUGUCAUCAUUUCCGAGAUCUCUGCCACUCGUCUACGUGGUCGCACCAUUGCCAUCUCAACGGCGGUACAGGCCGGGGCAAACAUUGUUUUCACUGUUGUGUUGCCGUACAUGAUCAAUUCAGAUCAAGGUGACUGGCGGGGAAAGACCGGGUUUCUGUUCGGCGGCAUUAGUCUUUUCUGCUACGUCUGGUGCUUUUACAGGCUCCCUGAGUCCAAGGGCAGGACCUUUGAGGAGCUGGAUAUCCUAUUUGAGAGAAAGGUUCCGCCUCGCAAGUUCAAGGAUUAUGAUUUGCUGGAAAUUGAGGAUGCACGUGCAUGA
Molecule: messenger RNA, 1608 nt
Organism: Talaromyces rugulosus
Lineage: Eukaryota; Fungi; Ascomycota; Eurotiomycetes; Eurotiales; Trichocomaceae
Exons: 4
Coding region: 1-1608 (535 amino acids)
Biological process (GO): transmembrane transport; carbohydrate transport
Cellular component (GO): membrane
Molecular function (GO): carbohydrate:proton symporter activity
Source: RefSeq, a predicted model, not a curated record